Truncatella angustata is the source of this 1098-nucleotide messenger RNA. RefSeq names its product 2OG-Fe(II) oxygenase superfamily protein. The transcript has 4 exons. The record is from RefSeq and is a predicted model, not a curated record. The coding region runs from base 1 to 1098 and encodes 365 amino acids. NCBI's taxonomy places the organism in Eukaryota, Fungi, Ascomycota, Sordariomycetes, Amphisphaeriales, Sporocadaceae. Gene Ontology annotation, molecular function: dioxygenase activity.
AUGGCAACUGCAGUCGCAUCGCAUGGUCCAUCUAUCCCCACAUAUAGCCAAAUUCCAGAAACCAAGUACGAACUUGAUUGGGCUGGAUUAGCCACUCUGGAUUUAUCGACCUUUGAGCAGCCUGGCGGCAAAGAAAAGCUGGCCCAACAGCUUUCCGAGGCAAUUCAGCAGAUUGGUUUCUUCUAUAUUACCAAUUUUGGACUUGGCCAGGAUCAAGUUGACCGUCAAUUCGCUAUCGGCAAGGAAGUCUUCCAGCUCUCACCUGAGGAGAAACUUAAGUACAGAGCAGACCUAGAAAAUGGUGGUUACAACGGCUAUAAGCCCCUUGGACUUCGUGAAGUCCGACCGGGAGUCAACGAUAAUACGGAAAUUUACAAUAUUCCGAAGUUCAUCCCAGAGCUUGAAAGAACCCACCCCAGUGUUAUAAACGAGAACAGGGCGGAAAUCGAGCAAUUCGCUCGACACAUCCAUGAUCAUGUUGUAGGAAAGCUCCUCGUCCUCUUCGCUCUCAUAUUAGAGUUGCCCGAGGACUAUUUUCUCCAGCACCACAGAUACAGUAAGAAGAGUGAUUGCCAUUUGCGGUAUAUGAAGUAUCAUCGCCGGACCCAAGAGCAGAACAAGAUCCUUGAAAAUGUCUGGGUGAAAGGCCAUACAGACUUUGGCAGUCUGACACUCCUUUUCCGACAACCUGUUGCAGCACUCCAAGUACGAACACCCGAAGGAACGUGGAAGUGGGUUAAGCCCUAUCCAGGAAGCAUCACUGUCAAUAUAGCAGAUUCGCUGGAAUUUCUAACAAAUGGCUUCUUGAAAAGUAGCAUUCAUCGUGUUGUUGCACCACCGCCUGAUCAGGCCAACGUGGACCGACUUGGUGUUUUGUACUUCGUCCGCCCAGAGGACACUCUCGAGCUCCGGCCAGUACAAAGCACUGUUCUCGAGCGGUUGGGAUAUGACAAGUCUACAGACGGUGCCGCCGUAGGUAUUACGGCUGGAGAGUGGGUGAAGGCUCGUGUUGCAAAGGGUGUAGCCAAGGAGAAGCCCCGAAGUGAGAUUGGGGAACAGCCAAUCAUUGGCGGAAAAUCAGCCAAAUAUUACGAUUAG